AUGGCGAUGGACCCGCGGCACCCGAGCGCCACCUCGCAGGAGCUGAGGGUCAAAGAGGAGGUGGAGGAGGUGGAGGAGGAGACGUCACCAGCGGUGGACUUCGCACGCAGUGACCCUGGUGCGGGUGACGGAGGAGAGGUUGGCAUGGGGGGGGGGGGGGAGGAGGGGGCGGGUCUCCCUCCAAGCACGGCCGAGGUGGAGGUGGAGCUGCGGGAGAGCGACGCCGGCGGUGACGACGACGAAGACGACGAUGGGGGACAAGCGAGCAGCGAGUGGCCACAGCAGCGGACGAGGAGGAGAAGGUGGAGGCGGAGGCCCCUGCGUGUGAGCGAAGGUGGAGGGGGCGACGACGAGGAGGAGGAGGAGGAGCACGUGGAGGAGGAGGAGUCUCCACACACCUGCGUGCACUGCGGGGAGGCCUUCCUCAUGCUCUUCAGCCUCAAGGUGCACCUGCGCACACACCUGAGCGACCACCCGCACACGUGCGCCGACUGCGGGCGCUCCUUCUCCCAUCCGUCCACGCUGCUCAAGCACCGCAGCGCGCACACCGGCGAGCGUCCCUUCGCCUGCACGGACUGCGGCCGCGCCUUCUCCCGCGGCUACGGCCUCAAGCUGCACCGCCUGUCGCACGCCGGCGCCCUGCCGCACCCGUGCGCCGAGUGCGGCCGCGCCUUCGCCGAACUCGCCGCCCUGCGCAAGCACCAGCGGCGGCACGCCGCCGCGGCCGCCGACGCCGACGGCCGCCGCCGCCGGCCUCACGCCUGCCGGGCGUGCGACCGCACCUUCGCGCAGGCGCCGGCGCUGGAGCGGCACGAGCGCAGCGCCCACCCGCCCGGCGGGAGGCCCCACGCUUGCGCCGAGUGCGGCGAGGAGUUCUCGCGGGCCGAGGCUCUGCGGGCCCACCGAGGCGCGGCCCACGCGGCCCAGCGGCCCUUCGUGUGCGAGCGUUGCGGCGACGGCUUCAUGCGCCUGGCCACGCUGGACAAGCACCGGCGCACGCACACAGGCGAGCGUCCGCACGCCUGCGAGCAGUGCGGCCGCUCCUUCUCGCAGCUGUGCAACCUGCGCGAGCACUGGAGGACGCACACCGGGGAGCGGCCCCACGCCUGCCCCGAGUGCGGCAAGGGCUUCUCCAAGCUCUCCAACCUCAAGGUCCACCUGCGCACGCACACGCACGAGCGCCCGCACGUCUGCGAGCGCUGCGGCCGAGCGUUCACCCUCAUGUCCACGCUGCGCAAGCACGAGCGCACGCACACGGGGGAGCGGCCGCACGCCUGCGCCGACUGCGGCCGCGCCUUCGCCCAGCUCUCCAACCUGCGCGCCCACGAGCGUCGGCACGCCGCUGCCUCCGCCGCCGCCUCCGCCGGCGGAGCCACGGCCGUCAUCCACGAGCGCCGUCACGAGUGCGGGGAGUGCGGCCGCUCCUUCGCGCAGGCCGCCACGCUGCACAGGCACCGACUCACGCACGCCGCCCGUGCCCACGACGACGACGAGGCCGCGCCCGCCGGUGACGGCGCCGCCGACACGGAGCCCGCCACCGUGCCGGUGACGGCGGCGGUGGCGGUGGCGGCAACGACGGUGGAGUCGCCGCCGUGA
Messenger RNA from Lethenteron reissneri (Far Eastern brook lamprey), 1596 nucleotides. Its product is annotated as zinc finger protein OZF-like. Gene Ontology annotation, cellular component: nucleus. NCBI's taxonomy places the organism in Eukaryota, Metazoa, Chordata, Hyperoartia, Petromyzontiformes, Petromyzontidae. Gene Ontology annotation, biological process: regulation of transcription by RNA polymerase II. Gene Ontology annotation, molecular function: DNA-binding transcription factor activity, RNA polymerase II-specific; RNA polymerase II transcription regulatory region sequence-specific DNA binding. The record is from RefSeq and is a predicted model, not a curated record.